CUUGGCCGUAGACCUGUUUGGAAGCUACACACAUAAUGGAUUUACUCUGAGAACUGGAAGGAUUUGUUACCUCCACGUUUCCUUGCCGUCCAAAUUGCGCUGUAGGGCGAAUUUUACGAGGACUCCAUAAACAUUUUGACAUGAUUCAGAGACAAGAAAUUGUGCGCUCUGUCCUUGCGGAACUGCAGGAUGCGACAGAGUGUGUGGGUCUGGGACCACUGGUCAGAGUGGCUCUGGAAGUGGAGCAGGCUUUUGCCUCUUUCCACCUCCCUGGGUCCAUCUACAAUGACUUCUCAGCCAAGGUGGACAUCGACCAGGUAGCACACUGCCUCUACCCAGAAGAUGCACCAGCUGACAUGCUCCCAGUAACCUGCAAAGGGGAGGGGAAUCUCCUGUUUGAUGCUGCCAGCAUGCUGCUUGUGGGGAACACCGACCUCAGCCUUGAGCUCCAGGUCAGGACAGUUGUGGAGAUGCUGCUCUGGAAGAGAUACUACCUGAAUGGGAUGAUUGACUCCAAAGUGAUGCUACAGGCGGCCCGGUUCUCCCUCUGCACUGAGGAGUCCGCGGAGAUGCUCAGUCUGCCUAUGGCUGUGCUGGAGGCCAUAUUUGAUGCAGAUGUCAAAGCCUCCUGUUUCCCUGGCUCCUAUGCCAAUAUGUGGCACGUCUAUGCUCUGGCCUCUGUCCUACAGUGCAAUAUCUACUCCAUCUAUCCCAUGUACAACCUGAAGAUUCGGCCAUACUUCAACCGUCUAAUCCGGCCCAGGACCUGGCCCCGUGACUCUGGGCCCAUGACCCUUCACAUCAUGUGGUCAGGUGAGCUCGAGUCUAUGAUGGUCUUUAAGCCCCACCAUUUUGUAGCCUUAGUCCAAGCCUGUGACAUUCAGAUGGGAAGCUUCAAAGAUGAACAGCAAGUUCUUCCACUAAAAACCCUAGAACUGUUGAACCAGGAUCCUCAGCUUUCUUACUCCAGUCUCAAAGACAGGUACAACAUCACAAAGAGCACCUUCUACAGGUGGAAAAGACAGACCCAGGAGCACCGGAAAAAAGCUGCUGCCAGGUAUGAGGCCAAACACUUCCUACAGGCCUGCUACAAUGAGGGAAAACUCUUACCCCUUCAUCAGUUCAAAGAAUUCUUCCCUGAAAUUUCCCGCUCAACAUACUAUGCCUGGAAGCACGAGCUGCAGUCCUCUGGUGGCAACUUCACAGUGAUGUCAAAUGGAGAUGAAACCGCAUCCAGAGAGAGCUUUGAGCAGGAUUCUUGGUCAUCCCCUGAGAGUGAUCUCCCGCGUCACUAUGACAGUGUUGCUAACUUCCUCGUCCCUAGCAAUGAGAAACUGGGGGUAGACCGAGCCCAGAAUUUUGCAUUCAUGCAAGAAGCAAAGAAGUGUUUGCAGAGCUGCAUUGCAGUGAACACGUCCUUCCCAUACAGGAAUUUCAAGAAAAGAUUUCCCGGCAUCUCAAGGUCGACUUACUACAACUGGAGGAGAGAGGCCAUGUUGGCUAACCCGGGGUACAAAGAUUCAUUUGGUAGCAGUGAAGACAGCUCAGAUGCGGACAAGAUUCCCAGUCCCAGUGGAGAGUCCUCCCCUGUUCAGCUAGAGGUUCGCUGGCCAGGCCCCCGGGUAAAGCUUUACAGGCGCAAACACAAGAGCAUCCAACUCUCAUUCCUUCAUAAGAAGAAACUGAGGAAUGAAGCCAAGAGGUUGGUUCAAAAGUCCAGAAUGUCUCUCUCAAAAUUCAAACUGAAAUACCCCUCCAUCUCUUCCUAUUCCUACUGGUUUUGGAAGAAGGGCUUUGGUCGAAAACGGGAGCAAAACAGUGUGGCAGAUGUUAAAGCAGAAUGGUCAAAGGGGUCAGUAGCUCCAGAGGAGUACACCGCAGAAAGCCAGAAUGUGCUUUCUUUUCAGAAGAAUGUGCUUCCUUUUCAGAAGAAUGUGGAUCAUUUGAACAAUCAGACCCUGAAUCCUUAUGACAUCACCCUCUCUGGCUAUGCUGUCCCUGAGAAGCACAUGCAGGAGCAAGUGUUUGUCAUGGAUGUGGUGGCCUUAGCCAAUUUCAAAGCUAAAGCGAAAUUAUUCCUUCAGCAGCGUUUUGAAGAAAAGUCCUUCCCCACAUUCAAAGAGUUCAGGUCUUACUUCCCACUUACCCCUCGGUCUACCUACUACAUGUGGAAAAGGGCUUUGCACCAUGGGCUACCAUUAGUUCAUGGCUGAUUUAUCCUGGCAGACAAUGGCUUUUGGACAAUACAAGUUUACAAUUUUAAGUUUUUCCAGUGGAAGACACUGUGGUCUUUUUCAGCUAUCCAGGUGAAGCUUAAAAUCAAAAUUGCAACUAAAAUUGCAUCUUAGGCACGCACUCUCUUCGCCUCCUCUUUAGCCUUGCAUUUAUCAUGUGGACAUUUGCAUGCAUUUCAAUCAAGGCCAUAAGUACCAGUACUCCACUGAAGAGAUCCAGACUUCCUUCGGGCAAAAGACAGUUUGAAAUCCAAGAAUGUCUGUUGCACAUUUGGCCUUUUUCUGUACACUAAUCCCUUCUUUUUUUUCUUUUCUUUUUUUUUUUUUUUUUUUUUCCAAAGUAGUAUGUCAGAAAUAUUCCCCUAUCCCACAGAUUCACAUGGAUUUGCUAGUUUGUCAUUCUGUGUGUUUAUUUCAAUUAAAUGCAGCUCUUCGGUAGUAGGUAACUAACUUCUCAAAUCUAUGUUUACUAGAAAUGUGUAAAAGGCUCCUUCCCAUAUAUUUAAGACUAGCAUAUGCACCACUGCAAAUUAACAUGUCUUAAAAUGUCCCAAAUAUUUCAUCUUAAUUUCCUACAACAGUAAGUCUAUUAGAAUUAAGCUAUGAAAAAGCAGGUAUACAUUUAAAGAUGCCAUAUUAUAAUUGUACUGUAAUUCCAUCUAGACAUAUUACAUCUAACACUUGGCCCUGUGUUAAUCUUCCUGAGUGUUGCUUUUGUAAGGAUGUAUAGAUUUCAAGCAGUACAUUAAUCUUCGAGGUGAGUUUUCACAAGUGACGUUAAUGGUCCUGCAUUUGCACUAUCACAAAAGUUACUUUGGUUGCAUGCAGAUGUGCCUGGGUUUGCCUACACUUUUGCAUGUAUAUUUGUCCCUCAUGAAGAAAUGCACAUCAUGAAGAGGUCAUAUAUGUGCUUAUUUGAUAUAUGAUUGUUUACAGCCUGUUUAUGUUUUCAUAAUGAUUUUUCCAAGCAAUGUUUGAAUUGUAUCAACAUUUGAACUAUUCAGGGUUAAAUUAAUAUAGAUAAAUGUACAAUAUAUCCUAGACUUUUCUUUAUUUCCCUGUCCCAGUUUUUACUUUUUAUUUUACUAUUGCAAUAUGAAUUUGAUUAUUUAUCCUCCCUGGCACCUUGAUGAAGAGUUUGGUAUGUUGAAUUUAGCGGAGUCUAAAACAAAGUUAUCUAUGGUCUUUUGAGGCCAUAUUUUAUUUGUUAUAAAUCUAUUUUUUCAUUUUGGUUGUUGAUCAGAUUUAGUUGCCUGCAUCCCCCCAGUAUAGUAACAGAUGAGUGUCUUUGCUUCAGAAAUUGGUUAAUGUUUGUAGCCUUGUUGUUCUAUCACCCCUUAACCAUGUUCUUGUUUUUGAAUUGUUUUUGUCAGCUUGUAUAUAACUUUUUCAAUCAGGGUUUGUAUAUGACCGAAAAGAGCAGAGUACAUGUAUUCAGUUAAAUUUGGAAAUGUUUCUCAGUGCAAAGCAGGAAAUCAAUAAACCAUCUGCUCAAA
Conger conger (European conger) is the source of this 3730-nucleotide messenger RNA. It is a transcript of the gene vrtn, whose product is annotated as vertebrae development associated. Gene Ontology annotation, biological process: regulation of transcription by RNA polymerase II. Bases 141 to 2213 code for a protein of 690 amino acids. The record is from RefSeq and is a predicted model, not a curated record. The transcript has 2 exons. NCBI's taxonomy places the organism in Eukaryota, Metazoa, Chordata, Actinopteri, Anguilliformes, Congridae. Gene Ontology annotation, cellular component: chromatin.